This is a messenger RNA of Manduca sexta (tobacco hornworm), 15220 nucleotides long. Its product is annotated as fibrillin-1-like. Gene Ontology annotation, molecular function: calcium ion binding; peptidase inhibitor activity. The record is from RefSeq and is a predicted model, not a curated record. Lineage: Eukaryota; Metazoa; Arthropoda; Insecta; Lepidoptera; Sphingidae. Gene Ontology annotation, cellular component: extracellular region.
CAGCGCCGAAGCCUACGACACCGCGUUCAGUCAUUGUCCGACCAACAUCUCGGUCGUACAUUCUAAUUCGACCGACGUCGUCGCUACUCCAAUUGUCGUUUGAGUGCCCGUUAAACGAACGGUUCACUCCGAUCCCUGGAGUGUAGGUGUAGUGUAAAGUGAUGGUGUGUUUUUAGCUAUACAAUCCAAAAGUGUAUCGCUAACAAGUAUUACUGUCGGCGGUGUGUUGCGAGUUGCACGACUUGCCCAGCGGCUGUUCGCCUGACGGCGAGGGAAGGCGAAUUGUCUACAUCGGGAGGAAUGAGCCCCGCACAUCACCGCUCCCGCACUCACCGAUGAUCUCAAGAGAACAUGCAUCUAGACACCUUACCGCUCGUCGUUUGGACGCUCUUAGUCACAACGACAAAUGUAGCGACACAAAGCCAAUAUGGAAUAGGUUUAGGAAUAAAACGAGAAGUAUUUUUCUUAAAUUUAGAAGACGGUUAUUUUGGCUGUCAAGUAAACGAGUCAACACAAAUAUUACAGUUAUAUGAAUUAUCAAAAUUGUGCGACGGUGUGUCGGACUGUUACAAAGCAUCCGACGAGCUCCGAACAGAGUUAAAAUGCACAGAUGAUUGUACCAAAGAGGAUGGCGCCCAGUGUAUAAACGGUGCUUGUUUAAACGGAGUGUGCCAUUGCAACGACGGUUUCGGCGGUUGUAAUUGCCAGGAGCCAGAUAUAAAUGAGUGUAAAGACAGACCAUGUGAUGUUUUUGCACAUUGUACGAACACAGUUGGCAGCUUUCAAUGUUCGUGCUUCCCUGGCUAUGAAGGCGAUGGUUUCACUUGCAAAGACAUAAAUGAAUGCGAAGACCCAGCGAUAUCGUCACGUUGCGUUGAAAAUGCAGAAUGUUGUAAUCUGCCUGCUCAUUUCAUUUGCAAGUGCAACCGGGGCUUCGAAGGCGAUGGCGAGGAGGAAUGCCGAGAUAUCGAUGAAUGCCGCCGACCUGGUGCCUGUGGAUCUAACGCUCUAUGCCAGAACAAUCCAGGAAAUUACACAUGUUCUUGUCAGGCUGGUUACACUGGAAAUGCUUUUGACGGUUGUGUUGACAUCGAUGAGUGCGCGAACGACGGUGUUUGCGGCACGGGAGCAGUGUGUCGCAAUGUCGAGGGCGGAUACGAGUGCAGCUGCCCUCCUGGCUACGAGGGAGACCCGCGCGUUGCGUGUCACGACAACGACGAGUGCUCGCGCGUCACCUGCGGCCGCGAUGCUUUAUGCGAGAACCUUCCCGGAGCAUACCGAUGUGUCUGUCCACCAGGUUUUGAAGGGAAUCCCGACGUACAGUGUACUGACGUGGAUGAAUGUAAGAAUAGCGAGACUCUAUGCAGCGCACACGCAAUUUGUAUCAAUACUGCCGGAAGCUUCGUGUGCACGUGUAAACCAGAAUACACUGGAGAUGCGCGCGCGCCGGAAGGCUGUCAGGAGGUUGACGAAUGUCAGACACUUGAACGGCCUUGUGGAACACAUGCCAUUUGCGAGAACGCCGUACCAGGAUAUAACUGUAUCUGCCCGCAGGGAUACAGAGCUAAACCAGACCCACAAAUUGCUUGCGAACAGGUUGAUGUCACCACCUUAUGUAAAUCAAACUUUGAUUGUACUAAUAAUGCUCAAUGUAUUGAAAAUCAAUGCUUUUGCAAAGAGGGCUUCGACGCUAAAGGAUCAGUAUGCAUAGAUAUCGAUGAAUGUUCCACGAAUCGCAGUAUAUGUGGGGAAAAUUCUAUUUGCAUAAAUACAGCCGGAGGAUAUAAUUGUGAAUGUGCCAUUGGUUUCGUGGGCUCACCACCGCAAGUGGCCUGUCGAGCUCCAUGCGAGGACGUUAAAUGCGGUGAACAUGCGUACUGUAAUCCUGAUGGAACUGAAGCAUAUUGCGUUUGUGAAGAAGGCUGGACUUUUGACCCCAAUGACAUAGCAGCAGGAUGUGUAGAUAUUAAUGAAUGUGAUGCAUCACUUGGACCGAAUGGACGUUGCGGUAAAAACGCACUAUGCUCAAACGUUCUUGGAAGUUUUACUUGUCAUUGUCCUGAAGGUUAUACCGGGGACGCGCACAAGCAAUGUAUAGAUAUUGACGAAUGUCAGAUCGAAGGUGCAUGUGGUCUGGGAGCCGACUGCAUAAACCGUGAUGGCUCAUACAGCUGUGAAUGUCCUUCCAGUACGGUACCAGACCCAGACCCGCACGUGCGGUGCGCUGAAAUAUUUACUUGCAAUAAUGACAAUGACUGUCCAGGCAAUGCGCUGUGCAAUCCAGACAAACGAUGUUUCUGUCCAGAUCCUAAUGUUGGAAAUGAAUGCAGGCAUCCAUGCGAAUCUUUGGAAUGUGGAAGCAAUUCAGAAUGUCUUCUUAAUAACCAAAAUGCUCAAUGCAUAUGUCGAAGUGGCUUUACGGGUAACCCAUCUGCUCCUAUUGGAUGCCAAGACAUAAACGAAUGCGACGAUAAUCCUUGCGGUACGGGAGCUGUUUGUAAAAAUCUACCAGGGCAUUAUCAAUGCGAGUGCCCCGCUAACUUUAAUGGAGAUCCAUACGUUGAUGGUUGCAUACCUGGAAAAAUGCCUACAGAAUGUAGUACUAUCAAUCCUUGCCCUGAAGGUGAACAAUGUAUACUACAUGAUGCUGAAAAUGUAUGUAUAUGCUCACAAGGCUUUUCACGCAAUAAAGUCACCGGAUUGUGUGAAGACAUUAAUGAAUGCACGCAGCAUGGACGUUCCCCUUGCGGGUUAAAUGCUAUAUGUAAGAAUCUACCAGGAAGUUACGAAUGUAAAUGCCCCCAAGAAUACAGUGGAAAUCCCUAUAAAUUAUGUGAAGUGUGCGAUAAUAUAAACUGCCAAUGUCAACCGCCGUAUCAAGUGGUAGAUGGGAACUGUGUCUUAUCUGGCUGUAAUAAAGAUAACAAAUGCGGUAAGGGAGCGGAGUGCAUUGUCAUUUCUGACGGAGUGAGCUACUGUGCUUGUCCGGCUGGAUACUCAUUAACUACUGAAGGAUCUUGUGAAGACACCAAUGAAUGCACAUCUGGACAACCAGCUUGUGGUUUUGGCGCUGAAUGUGUUAAUACUGUUGGAUCUUUCAUAUGUAAAUGUCCACCAGGCUACAGCAAAGACCCCAUCUCAGGGCAUUGUGCACUAAAUCAAAAACGUUGUAUUAGUGACUCAGAUUGUUUUCCGAAUGAGAAGUGCAUUCAACCUGGUAAAUGUGUGUGCCCUCCGCCAUUCUAUUUAGACGUUUCUGAUGGACAAAAAUGCAAAAGCCCUUGUGAGCGGUUUACUUGUGGCAUCAACGCUAAAUGCACUCCGAGUGAUCCGCCCAGGUGUAUGUGUAUGACAGGAUAUGAAGGAGAUCCGUACACAGGUUGCACCAACAGGAACGAAUGUCACAGUUCACCAUGUGGGUACGGUGCUAUUUGUCACGAUAAAAAGGGUGGAUAUCAAUGCGACUGUUCACCAAAUAUGGUCGGGGAUCCGUAUAAAGGAGAAUGUACCAUAGGUGAGGAACCGAUGCAAAAACUAUUGUGUAGUAAAGAUGAUCAAUGUCCUAAUACUUUAGCAUGCUUGAAUCGGACGUGCGUAUCACCAUGCAGCAGUGUUUCAUGUGGACCGAAUGCAUUUUGUGAAGUAGAAAACCACGCUGCCUGGUGCCGUUGUAACCCUGGAUACACUAAACCUGAAGGCGGAAAAUGCAUAUCCGGCUGUGAUACUUAUUCUUGCGCUACCAGUGCUCAAUGUAUAAUAUCGAAAACGGGCCCUACAUGUAUUUGCCCUGAAGGAUUGAUUGGUAAUCCAUUCCCUGGUGGAGCAUGCAGUAGAGAUGUUUGUGGACCUGGUAUACCUUGUGAAGAAAAUCUGACGUGUGUUUCGGGACGUUGUCGCCAACGUUGCGAUGGAGUUGUAUGUGGUGUUGGGGCGUCAUGUGUUGAAGAAACUGGAAGAUGUGUUUGCAACGCUUUCUUCGUCGGUAAUCCGGAUUUGUUGUGUAUGCCACCUGUAGCUCCUCCGGCUUGUGAACCAGAAUGUGGUCUAAAUGCACACUGUGUCUACGGACAGAACAACAUUUGUAGAUGUAAUAAAGCAUUUACUGGAAAUCCCUAUAUAAAAUGUUUGCCACGUAGACAAAUAACAUGUGCCACUGCAACUUGCGGUCGUAAUGCUGUCUGUCAACAAACAAAAUCACAUGUAGAAUGCUUGUGCCCUCCAGGUUACAUAGGAAAUCCUAACAUACAGUGCACAGAUAUUGACGAAUGUACUAAUAGUCCCUGUGGUGAAAAUGCAGUGUGUAUAAAUACGCCAGGCGGGUUUAGUUGCAUAUGCAAAAGUAGAUAUGUUGGCAAUCCUUAUGAAUUGUGUUCACAAGUUUCUGUUUCAAAAUGUAUUGAUGGAAAUAUCUGUACUUGCACACACAAUGCCACGUGUCCUGAUGGCUAUAUUUGUGAAAAAACUAAAUGUAUUGAUAUAUGUCAAAAAAUUACCUGUGGUCCUAAAUCUAUCUGUCAAGAAGGAGAUUGCCAUUGUCUUCCAGGACAUACUGGAAAUCCUAAAGAUCUUCAGACCGGAUGCGUUCCUGACGGUACUUGUUUGGUGGAUGGAGACUGCAAGGACUCGGAAAUUUGUUUCCAAAUAGCUAAAAAUAAUCGUAAAUGUGUUGAUUCGUGCAGUAAACUUCAAUGUGGACCAAACACUCUAUGCAUUGGUGCUAACCAUCAAGCUCAUUGCAUAUGCGCAGAGGGAUACAUAGGAAAACCUACCGAUAUUAAAACAGGAUGUCAUUUGACACAAAGAGAUCCAGAAGUAGAAUGCAAUGUUAACAGCGAUUGCAAUGAACCUCAAGUUUGUGUGUUAGUAGACGGAUCCACUAAACGAUGUUUGGAUUUAUGUUCAACUAUAGCGUGCAGUGCAAACGAAAUUUGUAAAGUAGUGGCUGAUACAGCUCGGUGUGAAUGCAAAGACAAUUUCUUAUGGAAUCCAGUUACUUCUAAUUGCGAACAACCUUCAACUCCAAAUUGUAAAACUGAUAGUAACUGCAACGAUAAUCAAUCAUGCCAGAAAGACGCUCUAGGUGUCAAAAAAUGUCAAGAUAGUUGUUCACUAUUUACGUGUCCGGAAAAUUCUGUAUGUAUAACAAGAAAUCAUAAAAGCCAAUGUGAAUGUUUGAAUGGAUUUGCUGGGAACCCUAAUGACCGUGAUGGUUGUAUUCCAAUAAAUAAAAACCAAUGUUCAGACGAUGUACAGUGCAGAGAAAAUGAAAUAUGUAAAAAUGUCGGCGAUAUAAAAAAAUGUAUAUCAGCAUGCCAGCAUAUAACAUGUGGGCCGAACGCAAUAUGUGUUACCAAUAAUCAUAUUGCCAAAUGCCAAUGCCCAUCUGGUCCGUUCACUGGUAAUCCUAACGACUUAGAAAAAGGAUGUCAAUCAGUACCAUGCAUUUAUAAUUCGGACUGUUCAACCCAUGAAUUAUGUAACCGUAUGACACAUACAUGUUCUAACGCUUGUAUGGAGGAUUCUUGCGGCCUCAACGCAGUAUGUAUAGCAGAGAAUCAUAAAACUAUUUGUCAAUGUCCUAAUGGAUAUAGAGCAGAUCCAUUACCCGAAGUUGGUUGCAAAAAACUUGAGGUGUGUGACCCGAAUCCUUGUCAUCCUACCGCUGUAUGUGAAGCUCGGCUAUCAACUUUUGAUUGUAAAUGUCCCCCUGGAUUUAUAGGCGAUCCGUUACACGAUGGGUGUCGUAAACAAGGCGAAUGUGCCAAUGGAGACCAAGAUUGUCCUUUAGAAGCAGUGUGUGUGAAUGAUCGUUGUGUAAAUCCUUGUGAUGGAGCUUGCGGACUUAAUUCCUUAUGCAAAGUGGUAAAUAGGAAACCGAUUUGUAUGUGCCCUGAAGGAUACGAAAAAGUAAAGGAUAAUGCCUGCAAAAAGAAAAUUUUAUCAUGUAACGUAGACAACGAUUGUGGUCUAGACAUUUGUUAUGAAGGUCAAUGUUUCCCAACGUGCAUGAAUUCAAGCCAGUGUGAAUCUGGUGAUUCAUGUGUCAAGAAUGUCUGUACAACCGAAUGCAGUAAACAUACACAAUGUGCAAUCGGGCAAGCUUGUGUAGAAGGCCAUUGCUUAAUUGGAUGCAGAAGUAAUAAUGACUGUCCUAGUGAAGAAGCAUGUGUCAAUAAUAAGUGCAUUAAUCCUUGUUUAUCUUCUAGAGCAUGUGGCCCAAAUGCAAUUUGUUCAAGAAAAAAUCAUAACAUGACAUGCGAGUGUCCCCUUGGUUUCCAAGGUGCACCUACGCCUCAACAAGGUUGUGUUAGACGUCCAACCUCAUGUACUAAAACAUCGGAAUGUCCUCCUGAUCAUAUGUGUAUAGGAUUCUUAUGUCAAGUACCUUGUCAAGAUAACUCAGGAUGUGCUAUUGGCGAAAAAUGUAAUGAUAAUAAAUGCCAUAAAAUUUGUCACACUAGCACUAAUUGCUUACAUGGAGAACAUUGUAGUUCAGGCAUUUGUCUACAUGGAUGCAAUUUGGAUUCUGAUUGUCUUAACAAUCAACAAUGCGUCUCGGGUAAAUGUAAUUGUUUGAAAGGCUUCGAUCUAACUCAAGACGAGUGUAUUAACAUAAACGAAUGUCUGACUAAUCCGUGUCAUCCAUCAGCACAAUGUGUUGAUAAUUUUGGUUCCUAUAAAUGUGUGUGCCCUGUAGGAGCUGUCGGUGAUCCUUACAUGACUGGAUGUUUAUUGCCUAAUCAAUGCAGAGGGGAUAACCAAUGUGAAGAUUCACUGUCGUGUAUAAAAGGAAAAUGUUCAAAUCCGUGUCAGACUGAUAUCUGCGGAUUAAAUGCCGUAUGUACCGUUUUCAAACAUCGAGCAGCUUGCAAUUGCAAUAAGGGUUAUCUAGGAAAUCCAUUUGAUAAAAAGAUUGGUUGUUUCAAAGUCGAAUGUGUUGAAGAUUCAGAUUGUAGCGCGGAUAAAUAUUGCAAUACUAAGAAAAAUAAAUGUUCAGAUAAAUGUGAAGAGUCUGCCUGUCAGGGAGGCACUUGCAAAAUAGUAAAUCAUAAAGCAUCUUGUUCCUGUCCAGUAGGAUACCAAUUAAAUAAGAACAUAUGUGGAGACAUAAAUGAAUGUCUGAAUAACCCGUGCCCAUUAAAUGCAAAAUGCUUAAAUACUAAAGGGUCCUAUAGAUGCGAUUGUAUAAAUGGAACAAUAUUAGAGGCAAAUACUGGCAACUGUCGUCUACCCGGAGAAUGCUUCUCGGAUGAGGACUGCUCUGAUAAAACUAAAUGCCUAAAUAAUUAUUGUAUCAAUCCAUGUGAAAAAAAUUCUCCGUGUGGCGAAAAUGCUGAAUGUGUUGUGGCGAAUCACAAAUCUAUUUGUGAAUGCCAACCAGAUAGUCAAGGUGACCCAUAUGAUAAAUGUAGUAAAUUUGAGUGCACGAAAGACAGCGAUUGUCCGACAGAAGAGGCGUGUGUUAACAAUAGAUGCAAAAAUCCAUGUAGUAUCCCUAAAGCCUGUGGAAAGAAUGCUGAUUGUACUUCUAAGAGUCAUAUUGGCCAAUGCUCCUGUUCACCCGGAUUUUCUGGAGAUCCAGUUCUAGGAUGUGUUCCGAUCCAGUACUGCACCGAUGACAGCAAGUGUUCAUCUGGAACUAAAUGUAUCGAAAACGUUUGCGCCAGUGUUUGUAAAAAUUCGCGUGAUUGCUUAAGUGACCAAGUAUGUAUCCAGGGAACCUGCCGAGUAACGUGCCGCUUGAAUGAUACUUGCCCAGAUUUUCAGUUCUGUCUUAAUAGAAUUUGUUCAAAAGAAAUACACUGUUCCUCAAAUGACGAUUGUCUUGACGAUGAACGCUGCUCUUUAGGUAGAAAUGGAAUACCACAAUGUGUUAAAGUGUGUGAAAGACAUCCAUGUGGUAGACAAGCAAGCUGUGUCGGUAAAAAUCACGAGGCCUCGUGUUUCUGUGUUGAAGGAUUCUUUGGUGAUCCGCUUAAAGGAUGUAAAAGGAAGGAAUGCGACAAUGACAAUGAUUGUUCCGAUGAUAAAUUGUGUGAAAAGAACACGUGUAAAAUUGCAUGUUUAGUAGAAAAUGAUUGCGGAGAAAACACUAUUUGUUCCUCUGAGAAACAUAAACAUAUGUGCUCAUGUCAACCUGGCUUUACCGGAGAUCCUUUAAGAAUCUGUACUGAAAUCAACUGGUGUGCAUCUAAAGCUUGUGCUAAGGACGCAGAAUGUAAAAAUACCAAAGAUCGUGCAAUAUGCUCUUGCCCAACGGGAACUGUCGGGGACCCGUAUACAGAAGGAUGUCACAAAGCACAAGAGUGUCGAUUCAACAGGGAUUGUCCGGCUGGUGCACGUUGCGUUGCUAUUGAUGGUAUUAGGAAAUGUGCAGAUGUUUGUGAGAACGUAAAAUGUGGUAUUAAUGCAGAAUGUGUGGCUUCAAGGCACACAGGUCAAUGCAAAUGUAAAUCAGGUUAUAUUGGAUCCCCAAUUAGCGAUAAAGGAUGUAGACUCCGAGACGUAUCGUGCACAAGUAAAACUGACUGUGUUGAUGGUCAAUAUUGCCAUAAGGGUCUAUGUAAAGGCUUAUGUCUUUUGGACGAAGAAUGUGCUUCAAAUGAGAAAUGUUUCAAUGGUCAAUGCACUGAUCCUUGUCAAUUAGAAAAGGCCUGUGGUUUGAAUGCAAUUUGUCGUACAGCUAAUCACGUGGUACAGUGCAGCUGCCCAGCGAGUUUUACUGGAAAUCAGGAUAUGGAAUGUGUCAGAAUGCCGCGACUUUGUGGAGCCGCAGGAGAAUGUGAGGAUGGCCAUGUGUGUCAAAAUUCUAUGUGUGUUCCACGGUGCACUGUAGACGACGAGUGCGCUUUAAAUGAACGAUGCAUAAGCGGAGGUUGUUUGUUGACGUGCCGCCUUGAUAACGACUGCUUCUUGGGUCACAUAUGUUUGGGAAAGAGUUGUCAAUAUGGCUGUAGACACGAUGAAGAUUGUGGGCCCGAUGAAUUUUGUAAAAACAACUAUUGUCAAAAUCCUUGCAAUAACGAUAUAAAUCCGUGCGGACCUAACACCUUAUGUUCUGUACUAGACCGAAAAGCAUAUUGCUCUUGUUUAGAAGGACUUAUUCCAAAUCCAACACCUAACAUAGGGUGUAUUCGUGCUCCGUCGCUAACUUGCCGCAUGCAUACAGAUUGUACAACGGGAUGGAGAUGUGAGGAUGAUCGCUGUCGGCCUGCUUGCACAAAAGAUGGCUUGCAGUGUUUGCAAGGUGAAAGAUGCGAUUCAGGAGUAUGUCGAUUCGCGUGUACCUCAGACGAACAUUGUUCUGCGGAUGAAAUUUGUGAUGGACGGUCCUGUACCACCGGCUGUAGAUCAGACUCGCAAUGCUCUAACGAGCUUGCUUGUAUAUCUGGUCAGUGCGUUGACCCUUGCAUAGAACCAUCGACUUGUGGUGCUAACGCAUUGUGUAGCACUAAACAACAUCGUCCGGCAUGUGCUUGUCCACCGAAUUUAGUGGGAGAUCCCAAAGUAGCGUGCCGAAGGGUACCAUCACCAUGCGAUUCAAACAAAAACUGUCCCGACGGAUUUAACUGUUACGGAGAUACCUGCCAUCCUUCUUGCAGAAGUGACGGAGUGUGUUUAUCGAACGAAAAAUGUGUCCGAGGUAUAUGUAGAGGUGUAUGUAAUAGCGACGAUGUGUGCGGAGAUGGUUAUAUAUGCGACAAUCGUAUAUGUAAGCAAGGCUGCCGAGAUGAUAACGCUUGUGCUUCAGAUCAAAGCUGCAUAAGGGGACAAUGUAAAGAUCCAUGCAAGCAGGGAACGUGUGGAAUUUGUUCAGACUGCGUAGUUCAAAACCACCGAGUGCAGUGCAGCUGUUCUAGUAACUAUACUGGAAAUCCACUUGUUGAAUGCAAGAGGAAAAAAGUAUUAUGUGAUGGAUUCUGCCCGUGUGAUGACAGUGGCUACUGCAUUACUUUAUGUGAAAAUAACGUUCACUGCCCUUGUGGCGAAAGAUGCUUCGAUGGUGGUUGCAGAUCUGUAUGUUCCACUAGGAAUAAAUGUCCCGAGAGACAAUUGUGCGUUCAAGGAGUUUGUAUACCCGGAUGUAAUAACGAUGGCGACUGUGGUGAGGACAUGUUAUGCUCUUCAAAACUUUGCGUAAAUGCCUGCCUUCAAAAAUCUUGUGGAACUAAUGCUAUAUGCUUAACAACUCGGCAUCGUGCUGUAUGUAGUUGUCCCAGUGGAUUCUCAGGAGAUCCGCUCAAGGAAUGUAAAUCUUAUGAAUGUCUGAAAAAUGAAGAUUGUGGUUCAGACGAAGAGUGUACUACCGAAGGAAAAUGCAAAAAUGUUUGUUUGGGCGCGUGCGGUAUUAACGCAAUAUGUAGAUCUGUUGACAGAACCUCUCAGUGUUCGUGUCCACCAACUUAUUUAGGAAAUCCAAAAGUCGAAUGUACUAAACCUACGGCUGGAAGCUGUUUGCGCAAUCCUUGUGGAAUCAAUGCACGCUGUCGCGAUUUCGAAGAUGGCAGCUACGAAUGCACUUGCCCACCUAACUGUGCUGGUAAUCCACAAAGACAAUGCUUCUGUGGCACUAUGGAACCUUGUGCACAUAAAAGUUGUGGAAUAAAUGCACAGUGCCGUAUCGAUAAAAGUGGUGUAGCCCAAUGUUACUGCCCAAGAAACUAUCCUAACGGAGAUCCAAAUAUAGAAUGUGGUCAGGAGCGUAGUAAAGUUGACUGUCGUACUACUGGAUGUGGUAUUAACGGAGAAUGUUUAAGAGAAGGGGCGGAAUUUGUAUGUCGUUGCAUACCCGGUACGGAAGGUCAAGCUGAUAUCGAGUGCCAUACUAGUAUUGAAUGCACGAGCGACAAGGAUUGCCCCCUAGACAGAGCGUGUCUGAGCCUACACUGCGUGGAUCCUUGUACGGUGCGAGGCGUGUGUGGUGAAGAUGCACUCUGUGUGCCCCUCAUGCAUAGAGCUCAAUGUUCCUGUCCGCAAUGUUACGUAGGUCAACCGCGACUAGCUUGCCGUUUCGACCCUACCUGUAAGCCCACUACAGACACCAAUAUAACAAUCUCCUGCUCUGAAACUAAGCCAUGUCCGUCUAAAUUGGCAUGCGAUCUAAGCACGAAUGAAUGUAGAAAUCCUUGUUUGAGUUAUCAGAAUUGUAGACCGAAUCAAAAAUGUGAAGUUCGUGACCACAAACCAGUCUGUGUAUGUCGCAACGGCUUCGCUUUGAACGAAAGAGGCGAAUUGACCUGUGCCCCAGAAAACGCUGAAUGUACAAGAGAUGAACAAUGUCCAUCUAAUGCAGCUUGCCGAAAUUCUAAAUGUGUGAACCUAUGCUUGACAUCGAAAGAACCCAUGUGUUCUAAGGGAAAACAAUGCGAAAUGGUAGACCAUCGAGCUAUGUGUUUAUGCGUUGAAGAUUGCCAUCCCACGGCUUCAAUAUGUUUAACAGACAACGGCUGUCCUAGUAACUUGGCAUGCAGAGACUUUCAAUGCAAAGAUCCAUGUAAAGGAGCUUGUGGUGGCGCUCCGUGUUCCGUGGAAGAUCAUCAUCCCGUAUGCAAGUUUUGUCCAAGUGGGUUCACAAAUGAUGAAAAACAUGGCUGCAUUAAAGCUGUGGGGUGUACUUCUCAUGAGCAGUGCUCUCCGUCGCUGGCGUGCACCGAUGGCCGCUGCACCGACCCGUGCUCGCAAGGCGGCCCCUGCUUAGCUGGACAACAUUGCGCGGUUGUUAAUCAUCAGCCAGUGUGCUCUAAAGUAUGCCAAUGUCAAUCGUCAGCAGAUUGUGCUCGGUUUCCAAAUAGUCAAUGCGAUGGUUGCAAUUGCGUCCUGAAAGAUCAGCCUGUAGCAAACUGCGCUCAUUGCCGCCCGGGAGUUCCUUGCGAUCCGUUCUCUGGCGCCUGUAUGGAAAAUGAUCGACCUAAAAAUAUCCCACUAACCGAAACAUACUCCGAUAUCACAAGUACCACAACGGGAAGAGCUAGUGAAGUUACGACUGACACUAUAGUUCCCACUUACCGAUCGACAAAUAUAGUAGACCAUACAGAUUUGAAUUUUAUUCUUUCUACAACGACAACUGACACCACUACUGACUAUCAAAGCAGUGAAAUAACUACAUCCACAUUACUAUCUAGUAAGUUAACAACCCUCACACCUACAGGGGAUAUUAGGGGAAUUCCUACGGAAGGCUAUAUGGCUGAGUACGAUAAAACAAGUUUGGAUACAGAUAUUUCGGAUUCUACAACCUACGGCCGGGUCGGUUUAUCAUCUUACGAACCAACACAACGUUUUGAUAUCAAUCUAGAUAAUAUCAACACUUUUACGGAAACAGCACCCACGUACCAUAAAAUGACAGAAGCAACUUUAUACUUAAAAACAUCAACAGAUUCAAUGGCCGAAAGUAUUGAUAACUCCGAUCAUGAAAAUUCAAAAACAACUGAUAGUAGUGUAUCAUACACAACUACGGAGAUGCCAAAAGACUAUUAUUUAGAGAUGAAUACAGAAAGUGUUACAUCAACACACUAUAAGAAGAUGACACCCAGUGAAAUUGGCACAGAAUUAUAUUCCAAAGAAGCAACAAAGACAUCCAUAAAUAUAAACGACAUGAAAAAAAGCACAAUAAAUAAUAUGGAAACUACUACACAUCAAUAUUCGGUCGUUACUGAUACAAACUCACUUCUUCCGUUUACUAAACAAUUUAGUACACAACAUUCUAAUAUAGAAUCAAACACUCUUUCUCGAAUUAUAACUAAUGACUAUGAUACAACUACUGAAUCUAAUAUAGACUUGACUACUGAAACUGCUAAUGUUGAAAUACUGGUACCCUUUUAUAAUAUCACAACAGAACAAACGUUAUUAAAAGAAUCAAAACAAUCCAUUACUGAAAUGUUUAAUGAAAACACUACAAACAAAAAUAUACAAUCUUCUUCUACAUACACUUUUAAAAAUGAAACUAAGGCAACUACCAUGUCUACAAAAGAAAAUGUUGCAGAUAUUUCCCUAAGUACAACUCAGGAACCUUCACAAGGCAUUCCAAUGAAUUCAUUUGAAACAACGACUGAUUUGUAUAUAAAAUCUUCUAUUCUUAGUUACAGUACUGAAACAGUUCCAGAUUUAGAUUAUACCAAUACUAAAUUAUGGAAUACGGAAAAUUUGCAUUCGACAACACAAUUUUCCAAUAGUGACGUUAGUACAAUCAAUUAUAAAGACAGUACUUUUAAAGAUAUAGUUAACAAACCAAUAACAAACGAAUAUUCACCUAAGAUGCAUACGACACAACCUGUAACGGAAAGCACUACCAUAGAAUUCGAUAAAUCUUCUAAAAAGUUAAUCACUAUGUCUAUGAAAAGUUCCACGGAAUCGUUUAUGAAAUCUUCAUUUCCGUCUGUCGAAAAUAAAAAUACAAAAACCCCAGAUAAUCAAAGACAACUCAAUAAUAAUUAUACUGCAAUAAUGCAGUUAAAACCUACAUCUAAAAAUAUUAGUAACAUACCUCCAAUGACACCCAAUUUAAAGAACAGAACGACUGUAGUAAAUAUUGAAAAAAAGGACACAUUUACAACUGCUUCAUCCAUAAUGAAGGGUACACAACUUAUUGUAGAUAAUGAUUUGCAAAACGCUACCAUUACUGAAUCCAGUAUUGAAAAACAAAAUGAUAUGCUAUUUAAAGAAACUGAUGAGAAAGAAAUUGUAGUGUUAGCUAAUGGAACAAAAGUAAAAACUGUUAAAUCGAGUACUGGAAAUACAACUCCUUCUGUAAAUUCGGUCUCUACAACUAGUACCACAGAGAAUAGUGCCAUAUCAGUGAUUUCAGAAAAUCCUAAUGUAGCAUCCCAGAUACAUCAUAAACAUGAAGAAACAGCGGCUGCUACCGUCAAAGAAAUAGGAAAUAUACAUUACACUCAAAAACCACUAACGCGUAAAGAUAUGCAUACCACUGCAGAUGACUUCGGUUUAAAUAAUUAUAAUCCGUUAUCUAUUACGAUAACUGCUGAAGAACGUAGUUCGACUAUAGAGCAUACUACUAAUACUUAUGAUACUGAUUAUACUCAAUCCAAAUAUUUUGUCUCAACUGAAGAAGAAAGUAGUAGCACUCUCAGAGGUAUUCCGAAGGAAAAAAAUAGCAGUCUUACAAAUACUAAUGACACGAAAAAAAAUAGUGAUCAAAUGGUAGAAACAACUACAUUGCAUAAUAUAUAUACAUCACAAGAUACUACAGUCUCUCAUAGUUUAGAACAAAUUGAAAAAGGCACAGGUAUUAUAACCACGAGACAAGCCGAUAAUAUCGAAAGUAUGACAACGGGCAAAAAUAAGGACUCUAGUAGUAGUACGUCUACAGAACAUGCGGAAGUAGUUAUUUUAACUACUUUGAAUGGAACUCGACUACCUAUUACUGAAGAACCAGUUCGUGGAGAUCAAAGUAGUGAGAACCCAAAUAUUGAUUAUACUGAAAGCAAUUCUUCUAUUUUAACACCAGAUGGAGAUGACACAUUUAAAAAUACUGCAAUAAACAUGACGUAUACAACUAAAUCCCCAGAUAAUACGUUUUUAAGUUCUAGACAAUAUGAUAUUACUACAGAAACAACUACCGAUAAUGUACUUAUUAAUUCCUUAAACACGAAUAUUCCUCAGAAGGAGGAUGAAAAUAAUCAAAUCACUGAUGUAUAUAAUGAUCGAUUAAAAUCAUUUUCUACCAAUUCAUACGAUGAUAUUACAACACAGAAACAUUCCGUGUUCUCAGAUUAUAGUAGUUUAACUAUAGAUUUAGAAUCCACUAGCGACACAUUAGCAACAAAAGUUCAUACAACAAAACUUCCAAUUAAAAGCUUGGAAGACAUUACUGAAAUGACUAAUGCAAAUCUGGGUCAAACAAAAUAUCAUGAUUCUGUCACAGAAAUAAGUUAUACAGAACAGGCAUCUGUCGUUACACAGGUGCAAUAUGAACAUAAAUUAGUAACUGACGCAGACGGCGGGGAAACAAAAUUUUCUAGUAGAAUAAAGACAGAGCAGAAUUUGGAUAUAACUACCGAAAACAUGAUAACCUCAUCACACAUUAACGAGGUGAUGGAAAAGGUACAUGAUAGCAGAAAAAUUACAAAAUUAGAACAAGAUAGCACUACCACUGCUAUGUAUGAUGAGAAAAUAGACGACACAUUAUAUUAUAAAACAUCCACAGAUAAAAGUAGUGAUAUGACUAAUACAAACAGUAUUGAUGUGAAUUCCAGUCAAACUG